UACCACGUCUCUUCAAGGAUAUAUCUACUCUCCGAGGCGUUGUGCCUAGUGGCCACCAGAUGGCGCUGUUUCUCCACAAUAGAGUAGUGAACUUGAUGGUAAGUGCAUAAACAGCAGACCAGGGGAUGCUGAAGAAAACAGGCGGGUGCGAGAACGUUGUGUGCAAUUAGUGUCCAACUGCGAUCUUUUGUCUGGCUACUUCGGGGCCACUUGGGCCAUUGGCCUCGUUUGCGCCAUAUGCCUUGAAUGAGCUGUCACAACGCAUGGUCAUCUAGACGUGACAUUACCAGCAGCUGCACAUACAAGCAAAGUCCUACAUACAGUAUAUAAUGGCGUUGAGCACUUCACAGAAUUGCAAUAAGUUCAGGUUCUUCCCGGAGCGGAGGGGAGCGUGUAAUGGUUGAACCCCGUCAGGAGGAGGGCCGACUGGCAGCUCAGCAGGGAUCAGGAGAAAUAUCACACUAUCCCCAGAGGUUUAAAAAAAUACCUUUGAAGAGAUAGGGGGAUUCAAUCACAACUUCAUAUCAAUAAUUACACUGCUGACACAAUAUCUGGCAUAAAAGCUAAGACGAGAUUAAAUAAUGCUUUUAAUUGAAAUGUGCAAAAGUUCAAUAUGGAGGAGAAAAGCUGACAUUAAGAUGUUAUAUUAAACAUUUAUCAUCCCUGCCUAUAAUGCUAACGUUCUUUUUAGUUUUUAUUCAACUGACAAAAAGGUAAUAAUCAAGUAAUCCAAUAAUCUAGUAUCCUAAUUAUAAAUCGUAUCCCCCCCAACACGCUUAAUAAAAACACCGGGUACAAGUAGCGGUGAUUGGUUCAUGGACUCAUGUCAGAAUCCACUUCGUACCAGCACUGCGACCACACCAUAGCUUCCCGUCACCCUCAUCCCGACCGCCGAGUCACAAACUUUACUUUAAUUGCACAAACUCCGAGGCAGAGAUGAUCGCACAAGCAUCCCUGGCGAGGGAUCCGUUUACGGUGUGCAUAAAGCGGGGUUUCUUCGGGAGGAGAUGCUCCUGUUGGUGUUGUGUACUAUUCACUGGGCAAAGUUAACACAAGUAAACACAAUCAGAUCACCAGUGAUCCAAUCAAAGUGUACAACUUUAAUGUGGAACAUUGUUAAAGUUAAAGUUUUCCACUUGAAUCGCAGAGGUCCCCAUCCCCCCGCGGACCAUGUCAGCGCGGCCCUGACCGUUUCCGACGGGGGUCGUUAAGUUGCAGAUGAGCCCUAAAAGAGAGAAUCACCGUCUAUUGUUCCGAUAGAGCGCGGCACACGGUGCAGUACCGCGGCCCGGCCGCAGGGGGCGCUGCGUGCAGCUCGGGCCCGCGGCCUCCACGUCUUUUUGUCUGCCGCUCUACGGUGUGUGUGUGUGUAUGGUGUGUGUGCGAUUGCUCGGAGCCGCGUCCGUAACACACUGUCAAACCCCUCCAAACGACUUACUAUCGCAACCCGGAGCGUUAAUUAAACAUCUUUCACGGCGGCGUGUUGGAUCCACCGGGGAAAGCGUCCGUGUUUGCGGGUGUUCUCCUGAAGUUGGUCCUGGUGAAGCGGCGGCUCUGUGGGCAUCAGUCUUUAUUAGCGGGCUGCUGGCGCUCUCCGGGCUAUCAGCUAUUUCUUUAACUUUUUAAACACGCAGCUUCGCGAAUGACUGAGCGCCGGCGGAGUAUGGGAUCCUUGGUGUCUUAGGAAGCCAGUCAGCGGGUCCUGGGCCGUUUUUGCAUGCAAAACAAUGGCAAAUUCGACGGGGAAAAAUGUACCAGACCAGCGGAGGAAAGGACAGGCUUUCCUGGACGAGCUGCGGCAAUUCCACCAAAGCAGAGGAUCACCGUUCAAGAAGAUUCCUAUCGUGGGUGGGAAAGAGCUGGACCUGAAUGCGCUCUACAUCAGAGUCGUCUCUUUAGGUGGAUUCGCAAAGGUCUCAGACAAGAACCAGUGGUCCGAGCUCGGAGAAGACUUUAACUUUCCCCGGAGUUGUUCCAAUGCGGCAUUUGCUUUAAAACAGUACUACCUGAGAUACUUGGAGAAAUAUGAGAAAGUACACCACUUUGGGGAGGACGAUGACGAGUCGCCACCGGGGAAUCCCAAAAUUUCUCUUCCAAUCGGUGCAAUUCCCUGCUCCUAUAACUACCAGCAACACACUGUAUCAGACUAUCUCCGCCAAAGCUAUGGGUUGUCGACGGACUUCGCGGCGCCGUGCGACUACAACAAACUGGUGCUGUCGCUGCUCUCGGGCCUGCCCAACGAGGUGGACUUCGCCGUCAACGUGUGCACCCUGCUCUCCAACGAGAGCAAGCACGCCAUGCAGCUGGAGAAGGACCCGAAGCUGGUGACCCUGCUCCUGGCCCACACUGGCGUCUUCGACGACUCGCUAGGCAGCUUCUCUGGAGUGUUUGGGGCCGACUGGAAGGAGAACACGUCCCGGGACUUCGUCAGGUUCUGGAAGGAGGUGGUGGAGGAUGUGGAGAUCAGGGAGCUCAUCUGGGACAGGAGGAGCCCAACGCAUGACGGCACGUCAUCGGACGCCCCCGUGCCGGCGCUGUUCCACCCGCCGCGGGCGCCCGGCAUCAGCGACAUGGAGGCCCAGCGGGUGCUGCAGGUGGCGGUGAUCCUGCGCAACCUCUCCUUCGAGGAGACCAACGUGAAGCUGCUGGCGGCCAGCCGCACGUGCCUGCGCUUCCUGCUGCUCUGCGCCCACUGCAGCCUCAUCUCCCUCCGCCAGCUGGGCCUGGACACGCUGGGCAACGUGGCCGCCGAGGUCCAGCUGGACCCAGUGGACUUUCGGACCACCCAUCUGAUGUUCCACACCAUCACCAAAUGCUUGAUGUCCAGAGACCGCUUCCUCAAAAUGAGAGCUAUGGAGAUCCUUGGCAACCUGAGCAAGGCGGAGGACAACGCGGUGCUGAUCUGCGAGUACGUGGACCGGGACUCGUACCGGGAGGUGAUCGCCCUGCUCACGCUGCCCGACCUCAUGCUGCUCAUGUCCUCCCUGGAGGUGCUCUACCUCCUGGCCCAGCUCGGCGAGAUCCCCUGCUCCAAGAUCGCCUCGGUGGACCACAGCAUAGACCUCCUGGUGCGUCUCGUCUCGGUGGACCUCCACACCUUCGGGCCGGACGCCCUCACGGCGGUGCGGCUCAUCGAGCACCAGGCCAGCGCGGGCCAGGCGGCCGAGGCGCGCCCCCAGCUGGUGGAGCAGACCCCUGUCCCGGCCCCCGGGGCCCCCCUACCUGUAACACGUGUUCCAGCCCCGGCGACUCCUACCCCCCCUGGCAUCGUGGAGCUGGACGGGGAGAAGUUUACGCUACAGUGGCUCAACGCCCACUUUGAGGUGCAGGCGGAGGCGUCUGUGUCGCGGUCGGAGGUGUACUCGGAGUACCUGGCCACGUGCAGCAAGAUGGGCCGCACCAACAUCCUGAACUCCACAGGCUUCCUGAAAUGCUUACGGACGGUGUUCCCCAACCACACCAUGCGACGGCAGGACGACGCCAAGCCGGGCAGCCAGGUGCAGAUCUUCCUGGUGGGGAUGAGGAGGAAGGCCAUCCCCCUGCCCAUCCAGCUGUACUACCAGCAGCAGCCGGCCGGCCCCCAGAUGAUGGCCGAGGCUGUAGCGCCCCCCUCAGUCCUGGGAGCCCAGCUGGUGCGGGGCCCGGCCGGCACCCCCCAACCCGUGGCGUUCACCCUACACGAGCCGCGGCACCCGGGCCCCCAGCAAGGGGCCCCCAGCCCGCUGGCCGCCGCCACACAGCAGCAGCUCCGCGCGGGCCCCAUGAUCCAGAUCCCCGCGUCGACGGCGGUCAUCCACAACCACAGUCCCCAGACCCCCCCUCCUCACCCGCAUCACCCCCAGCAGUCGUCGAGCGCGGCCCCCGUCACGCUCUUCAAGCAGGUGCCCCCCGGCCACAUCCUGACGGCCCGGGUGCAGGGCGUGUGCCCCCCACUGGGGGCCACGCCCCAGCCCGAGGCCCCCAACGCCGCGGCCCCCGGCUCUUCCUCCAUCCAGAACUUCCAGGUGGCCGGGGGCCAGGUGUUCACCAUCGCGGGCGUCUCCAGCGCCCAGGGCUCGCCGCGGGUCACCUUCCAAAACAUCGCCCCCAAGCCGGCGCCGCCCCCGCCCGGGGGUCUGACGAUGACGGCGACGGCGACCGGCGCCGCCGUCUCCCACGCUCAGCCGCCGCAGGGCGUGGUCAUGGUGGGCGCUGCCCAGCAGCAGAGCCCCGCCUACACGCCCGCCCUCCACCAGAUCGUCCUGGCCAACCCCGGCGCGGCUCAGACGCUCCCGACGGCGGGGCCGCACGCCCCCCCCUCGGGCCCCUGCCCCCCCGCGGGCGCCCCACCCCCCCACCCCCACGGCCAGCCGCAGACGGUCAGCCACAUGCUGUCCCUGAAGCGGCAGCAGCAGCAGCUCCAGGUCGUGGCCCAGCCGCCCCCACCUACCUCCGCCGAGUCCAGCUUGAUCAAACAGCUUCUGCUUCCAAAGCGGGGUCCCAGCACCCCGGGGGGGAAGCUCAUCCUCCCGGCCCCCCAGGUGCCCCCGCCCGCCGCCGCCGGCCCGACGGCGCCCGCCCAGCAGGUGGUCUACCAGGCCAGCUACACGGCCCAGGGCCCGCCCCCGCAGCCCCAGCAGCUCAGCAUGCAGCUGGUCGCGGGGCCCCUCCAGGCCGGCGGCGGGGGGGCCCCCCUCCAGGCGGUGCAGCUGCUCCCGGGCCAGGUGCUCUCGGCCGGGAGCCCGGGGGCCGCCACCGUCAUCCAGGGCCCCGCGGCGGGGGGGCAGGUCACCUUCACGGUGGUCCCCGGCACGGGCUUCACCACGUCGGCCGCCGCUGCCGCCGUCAGCCAGGGCGCCGUGGCGCCGGGCGUGUCCCCGCCCCCGUUCCCCACGGGGUCGACGCCCUACCGCGCGCCGGCCACGCCGCCGCCGCCCCCUCCCCCGGCCCCGGGCCCGCUGAGGGGCGACAAGAUCAUCUGCCAGAAGGAGGAGGAGGCCAAGGACGCAGCGGGGCUGCACCUCCACGAGCGGAGGAUCGAGGUGAUGGAGAACUCGUCGGUGGCCGACGGCGGCUCCUCCAACGGCACGGCCAGCAACGGGGAGCUGGCCCCGCCCGGCGCCAAGCUCCUGAACGGCAGGAAGUGCGCCGAGGCGGGCCUGCCGUCACACCACUCAGGGAUCGGCACGGCGGCUCCCAACGGGCCGGCGGCGGGGGCCAACGGGAGGCCGGCUCCGGGGGACGGCGGCGGCAAGACGCUGGUGAACGGCGUGUGCGACGUGGAGCGUGACGGCGGAGGCGGCGGCGGCGUCCACAACAAAAACAUUCCAAAUCACGUGGCUUCCAGACAGUACGUGGGGAACGGGGAGGUGGGCGCGUCAGGGCCCGGCUCCCCCCACCCCGGCCCCCAGCAGGACACCGCCAAAGUCCCGCAGGCGGAGCGGCUGGCCAACGGGCCCCCGGCGGCCGCCAACGGCCCCACGGGGCCCGGCCACGCCCUCCCUGCCCUGAGACAGCGGCUGCUCCCCAACGCCCCCCACCCCCCCACCGCCACCAUCACUGUUACCUCCCAGGGGCCCACCGCCGCCGCCGCCGCCUCGGCCAACGGCCUGGCCCCCGAGCCCCGGGGCCUCAAGCGGCCCUCGGACCCCGAGGACUGGCCCCCGGUGGUCCCCAGUAAGGUGGGCGUGCGGAUCAUCACCAUCAGCGACCCCAACAACGCGGGCAGCACGGCCACCAUGGUGGCGGUGCCCGCCGGAACGGACCCAAGCACAGUAGCCAAAGUAGCAAUAGAGAAGGCCUCUCUGCAGAGGACCUGCUCACCCCCACAGGCAGCUGGCCCCCCGCUCAGCGGUCCCCCUCCCGUCGCCCCCGUCCCGGCAGGCAGCCUCGCCCCACCCCCCGCAGCCCCGGAGCCCAUCAGGAAAGCAGGGCAGAACUUCAAGUGUCUGUGGCAGUCGUGUAAACGGUGGUUCGAGACGCCGUCGCAGGUGUUCUACCACGGGGCCACGACCCACGGCAGCAAGGAGGCCUACCGGGGCCACUGUCUGUGGGAGGGCUGCGAGCCCUUCCCCCGGCAGAGACUCUCCUUCGUGACCCACCUCCAGGAUAAACACUGUUCCCGGGAUGCGCUGCUGGCAGGGUUGAAGCUGGAGGAGCAGUCCCAGAACAGCCCCAAUCCCAACGCUUCCCAGACCCCAACGGUGGCCAGCAGCACCCCGCCCACGCGGCCCCAGAAAGCUAUCGUCAAUCACCCCAGCGCUGCCCUCAUGGCCCUGCGCCGGGGGUCCCGCAACCUGGUCUUCAGGGACUUCACCGAUGAGAAAGAGGGACCAAUGACCAAACACAUAAGACUAACUGCUGCCUUAACGUUAAAGAACAUCGCCAAGUACUCGGACUGUGGUCGCAAGUUGGUCAAGAGGCAUGAGAACCACCUCUCCGUGCUGGCCAUCAGCAACAUGGAGGUGUCGACCACCCUCGCCAAAUGCCUUUAUGAACUGACGCGUGCGCUCCAGGCCUGAGG
Molecule: messenger RNA, 6502 nt
Organism: Gadus chalcogrammus (walleye pollock)
Lineage: Eukaryota; Metazoa; Chordata; Actinopteri; Gadiformes; Gadidae
Gene: arid2
Product: AT rich interactive domain 2 (ARID, RFX-like)
Exons: 22
Coding region: 1728-6500 (1590 amino acids)
Biological process (GO): regulation of DNA-templated transcription
Cellular component (GO): SWI/SNF superfamily-type complex
Molecular function (GO): DNA binding
Source: RefSeq, a predicted model, not a curated record